UGUGCCAACUCAAGUAAAACACCAUGGAGAAUACUAAUGACAGCUCUCAAGAUGUCAUCAAUUUCACACAGAAUGAAGUUCUGAUUAAUAUGCCACAGAACUCCAUGGAAGUACAAGUUAUAACAAUUGUUCUCGCACUUCUAAUAUGCGGAGUUGGGAUAGCGGGGAAUAUAAUGGUGGUGUUGGUUGUGCUGCGCACCAAACACAUGAUGACCCCUACUAACUGUUAUCUUGUCAGUCUGGCUAUUGCGGACCUUGUCGUCCUUUUAGCGGCAGGUUUACCUAAUAUUUCAGAAGUAGUCGACUCUUGGAUAUACGGCUACGCUGGGUGCCUUUGCAUCACAUACCUGCAAUACCUGGGUAUCAAUGUAUCAUCCUGCUCCAUCACAGCCUUCACCAUUGAGCGCUACAUUGCUAUCUGCCACUCCAUCAAGGCGCAAUUUAUUUGCACUGUGUCUCGGGCGAAGAGGAUAAUUUCUUUUGUGUGGAUUUUCAACUCGCUUUACUGCAUGAUGUGGUUGUUUUUAGUGGACACGAACGAAACUGUCUACGCCGAUGGGGUGUUGGUCAGCUGUGGCUACCGUGUCUCAAGAAACCUCUACAUGCCAAUUUACUUUCUAGACUUAUCUUUGUUUUAUGUCCUCCCUCUGAUUGUGGCUGUUGUGCUGUACGGUCUCAUCGCAAGGAUUUUAUUCAUGAGCCCCUUGCCAACCAAUCUCAACGACAAUAGUGAAGGUUCUAUACACCAGGGACGCUCCAGCAGCACAGUCAAGGUGUUGGGCAAAUCAAACAAGGGUGCAGUGACGUCAAGAAAACAGGUUACUAAGAUGCUUGCAGUGGUGGUGAUUAUUUUCUCCCUGCUCUGGAUGCCAUACCGGACGCUGGUGGUGGUAAACUCUUUCAUGGACCCACCCUACCUAAACACAUGGUUCCUGCUCUUCUGCCGCUUAUGCAUCUACACCAACAGUGCCAUCAACCCUAUCAUUUACAACCUGAUGUCUCAGAAGUUCCGUGCCUCCUUCAAAAAGCUUUGCAAGGGCAAAGGACUAGACCCAGAGAAGGUUACCAAGUACAAUGUGCCAGUGUAUUACAGUGUCAUGAAGGACUCUUCCCGUGAGAGCCCUGAGCAGACAGAGCAGGAGGAUGUCAGCAGCUAUGGGGACACUGGUGGAAAGAGGAUCAACUUCACAGAUAAGUGUGGGAACACCGGCACUAUGUUCAGCGUUGCCUGAUAGACGGACAAAAUAGAAAUAAGUUAUUUGUGUAAAGUGAGGUUUUAUAAAGUGAAUGUGAUGUCAUUAUUUUGCCAUGUGUCAAAAGUCAGUAGGCUACUACCGCUUUUUCUUUUUACAUAUACUUUUUUGUAGUUUACUUGUAUUUACUGUUGGAAUAUAUUGUGCAAUCUUAUAGCACAGCCCAAACCUCAGAAUCUCUAAUUAAAAACCCAUUACCUGCUUGUUAAAAGACAUUAAGUCACCCAAACAAUCUAAAAGAUUGGCUGUAGAACUCCUUGAUUGUUCCUUGGAGACUAUCCUGGGUUUAAUCUUUGCAUUUAUCAGAAACACUUCAAUACUACAUUGUUUCAACUCAUUCUUACUCAGUAACUGCUUCCGCAAAAAAAAAUUGU
Oncorhynchus tshawytscha (Chinook salmon) is the source of this 1627-nucleotide messenger RNA. Its product is annotated as thyrotropin-releasing hormone receptor-like. Gene Ontology annotation, biological process: phospholipase C-activating G protein-coupled receptor signaling pathway. The transcript is spliced from 2 exons. Gene Ontology annotation, molecular function: thyrotropin-releasing hormone receptor activity. Gene Ontology annotation, cellular component: membrane. Lineage: Eukaryota; Metazoa; Chordata; Actinopteri; Salmoniformes; Salmonidae. The record is from RefSeq and is a predicted model, not a curated record. Bases 24 to 1232 code for a protein of 402 amino acids.